Messenger RNA from Owenia fusiformis, 2401 nucleotides. The record is from the annotation of a GenBank genome assembly. Lineage: Eukaryota; Metazoa; Annelida; Polychaeta; Sabellida; Oweniidae.
CGCAAUAUCAAGUGUUGGUAAUAUGUUUGCAAUCUUUUAGUGUGCGCAGACACCUUGAUGGAAUAUGUUACUCCAGUCUCAAUGGUGUUUGAAAUUAUAAAUGGAUGUUAAUUCAUGUAAAAAACGGUGGCUGGUUUGAUUAUAAAUACGCCAGAAUAAAACUUACAAAUAUUCAUUGUUUGCGUAAGGUCGCAACAUCAUUGAAGGCUUUAAGUUAAGGAAUAUGGAUUUGAUCAAAGCUGUGCUCGUUAUGAUAUUUUGGUUGGCGUUUUCUGACAGCAGUAGGAUACUUCUCGCCCCACUUAAUAGUAUAGGCUAUAAUAGUCGAAUGAGAAAUGUCCUAAGAAUUGGGCGAAUUUUACUGCAAGCUGGCCAUGACGUGACUGUGAUCGUGUCAGAUAGGACGGAGAAAGAAUCUCUGUUUCAACAUGCAGAGGGCGCUACCUUCGAAUCUGAGUUCAGUGUUUUAAACUAUAAGACCCCCGAAUUUAAUCCGGAUACAGUCGACUCCACUGCAAAUCAGGAAUGGCUCGACAAAUGGGUAAAUCGACCCUAUACCACCCUUCUUCAAAUCGUAGGACAAGUGUAUGAAGAUAACUUAGAAUUCGCAUUGAGAGACAAGGAAAUGUGGAAUAAAAUAGCGUCGUCAAAAUUUGAUCUCAUUUUUGCAGAUGACGCUGUAUUUUUUCCGAGACUGGUUUCUGCAUAUUUUAACAUACCAAUGAUUGUUUACUCUAACUGGGGUCCAAUGUCAAUUGACCCCAACUUCAUUCCACGAUAUAAUCUGGCAUAUGUUCAUGCUUUUUUCCCUGCAACGUUCACGGAUGAAAUGACAUUUACAGAACGGUUCAUGAACGUUGUAGAGUUUUGGCGUAUAAAGUGGACAUGGUACGAUAUGUACAAUCGGUUCAUCUCUAUCUGCAGAGAACAUAGUUAUGGUGAUGCAUGUGACAACAUAAGAGAUGCAUACAAGACCAUAUCAUUGAUCAUGAUGAAUAGAAAUGAUGCCGUCCAUUACCCUGCCCCGUAUAUGCCACAUAUCAUAUCUGUUGAAGGGUUUUUCUUAAAGUCUGAAACGGAACCUUUAGAAACAGAGUACAGAAAUAUCAUAAAGGAAGCAGGAGAGCAAGGCAUAAUUGUUGCUAGUUUUGGAUCUACGCUUCGUAGAUUAAGUCCUAAAAUGAGAGAAAAGUUUGCGACUGCCUUCGCCGCAAUGCCCCAGACUGUCAUAUGGAGCUAUGAGGGCCCCCCGCCAAAAGGACUCGGAAAUAACACAAUCGUGAACAAAUGGAUACCCCAAGAGAGUCUCUUGGCACAUCCCUCUACAAAGUUAUUUGUGACACACUGUGGAGCGUCUGCGUUAUUCCAAGCAUUGCAUUAUGGUAUACCAACUGUUGGAUUGCCAUUCUUUUGGGACCAGCCUUUUAACUGCCACAAACUAACUCACAAAAUAAUGUCUGGAAAAACAGUUAUGCCAAUAGAAACGACGAGUGAAGAAUUGAAGAACGCUAUGCAAGAGGUGAUCAAUGAUGAACGCUAUAAACAUAAUGCAAACAAAACUGCUGAUAUCUACCAUAGUCAGCCUAUUGAUCCAAAGAAGAAGCUUGUGUAUUGGAUAGAGUAUGUCAUCAAACAUAAAGGGGCACAUCAUUUGAGGUCUAAUGCAGAAAACGAGCUAAAUGUUUUCCAGUACUACCUUCUUGAUAUAAUAGCACUGGUUGUGUGUUCUUUUGUUGUAUUUGGUGGUAUCAUCGCUAUUGUUAUCACACAUUUGAUCAAAUACGUAAUAUACACGUACUACAAAUUAUAUAAUCACAAAAUGAAAAAAGAUUAGACAACAUUAAAAGAAGCAUUGGACUCAGUGCAUUGUGUACCGAAACAUUCUCCAAGAAGGUGGUAUUUUAAUCCUUGCACGAGAUGCGCAGCUGGAAAUGCCCAUUCCUAUACGUAUUUCAAUCUUAUUAAGGAUACCUAUUGCUCAACGCCCGUUUCCAUGGCAACGGCACCUGUUUAAACACUAAUCAUAUAUCACACAUCAUAGACAGUUGUCAAAGCUUUGCAUUGAUACCAACUUUUCUCAUAGGGUCAAAAUCCUACUAAAGUUAUGAUAUCAAUAAGAAUGUAUACAAUGGUAGAAAUUCGCCAAUAUUUUGUCAUUUGCGAUAAUGCCGAACUGCUGAGUAUUUCUGUAACUCAGGCCACAAUUUAAAUCACCUUAUAUCAUAAUAUCUCAGAGAGUAAAUUAUCAAUGUUUACAAUUUAUAUACCAAAAUGAUCGUGAGAGCAGUAGCUUUCAUUUGAUAUACAUAAAGGUAACAUUUGUAAGCAAUUGUGAUUACACAAUCUAAUGGUGUUAAUAAUUUCAUAUGAGACCAACUGUUUUUCAUUCAAAAUAGACCAU